Messenger RNA from Ceratotherium simum simum (southern white rhinoceros), 2574 nucleotides. It is a transcript of the gene KLHL20, whose product is annotated as kelch like family member 20. The record is from RefSeq and is a predicted model, not a curated record. Gene Ontology annotation, cellular component: PML body; trans-Golgi network. Gene Ontology annotation, molecular function: type II interferon binding. NCBI's taxonomy places the organism in Eukaryota, Metazoa, Chordata, Mammalia, Perissodactyla, Rhinocerotidae. Gene Ontology annotation, biological process: protein K33-linked ubiquitination; proteasome-mediated ubiquitin-dependent protein catabolic process; Golgi to endosome transport.
ACUUCCUGCUGCAGAAGAGGGGCAAGGGAUGGGGAGGAAAUAGCUCGAGGAGCGGCAUCCUGCUUGCGCUAGCGGCGGCAGAGGAGGAGGCAGAGAGGAGGCGGCGGGCGAAAGAGGCAGAGGAGGCUGCGGCAGAGAAGAAAGUGUCAGAGCCGGUUCGGCUUUAGAGUGUGGUGAAGGGUACUUUUCAUGGUGCAUGGAAGGAAAGCCAAUGCGCAGGUGUACCAACAUUCGACCAGGAGAGACUGGAAUGGAUGUAACAAGCCGCUGCACCCUUGGAGACCCCAACAAACUGCCAGAAGGGGUUCCCCAACCUGCCCGCAUGCCCUAUAUCUCAGACAAGCACCCUCGACAAACCUUGGAAGUGAUUAACCUUCUAAGAAAGCACCGGGAGCUAUGCGAUGUGGUGCUAGUUGUGGGCGCUAAGAAGAUCUAUGCCCAUCGAGUCAUUUUGUCAGCCUGUAGUCCCUACUUCCGAGCUAUGUUUACAGGAGAAUUGGCAGAGAGCCGUCAGACAGAAGUAGUGAUCCGAGACAUAGAUGAGAGGGCUAUGGAACUACUGAUUGACUUUGCGUAUACCUCCCAGAUAACUGUGGAAGAGGGCAAUGUUCAGACCCUUCUGCCAGCUGCUUGCCUCCUCCAGCUGGCAGAAAUACAGGAAGCCUGCUGUGAAUUCUUAAAGAGACAGUUAGAUCCUUCUAAUUGCCUGGGCAUUCGGGCUUUUGCUGACACACAUUCAUGUCGUGAGUUGCUAAGGAUAGCAGACAAGUUCACUCAACAUAACUUUCAAGAGGUGAUGGAAAGUGAAGAGUUCAUGUUGCUUCCAGCCAAUCAACUCAUUGAUAUAAUAUCUAGUGAUGAACUAAACGUUCGCAGUGAAGAACAGGUGUUCAAUGCAGUGAUGGCCUGGGUCAAAUACAGUAUUCAAGAAAGACGUCCUCAGUUACCCCAGGUGCUGCAGCAUGUUCGUCUGCCUUUGCUUAGUCCCAAGUUCCUGGUGGGCACCGUAGGCUCUGAUCCCCUCAUCAAAAGUGAUGAAGAAUGCAGAGACUUGGUAGAUGAAGCUAAAAACUAUCUCCUGUUGCCUCAAGAACGACCACUAAUGCAAGGACCAAGGACAAGACCACGGAAACCUAUCCGAUGUGGAGAAGUACUCUUUGCAGUUGGUGGUUGGUGCAGUGGAGAUGCCAUUUCCAGUGUUGAACGAUAUGAUCCACAGACCAAUGAAUGGCGAAUGGUAGCUUCAAUGAGCAAAAGGCGAUGUGGAGUUGGGGUCAGUGUUCUUGAUGACCUGUUAUAUGCAGUAGGAGGCCAUGAUGGAUCCUCUUAUCUCAAUAGUGUUGAAAGGUAUGACCCCAAAACAAACCAGUGGAGCAGUGAUGUGGCCCCUACAAGCACCUGCAGGACAAGUGUUGGUGUGGCAGUGCUUGGAGGCUUUCUCUAUGCUGUGGGUGGCCAGGAUGGCGUGUCUUGCCUCAACAUUGUUGAGAGGUAUGAUCCAAAGGAAAACAAGUGGACCCGAGUGGCUUCUAUGAGUACCAGAAGACUAGGGGUGGCCGUGGCUGUGUUAGGAGGGUUCUUAUAUGCUGUAGGUGGCUCUGAUGGGACAUCUCCACUCAAUACAGUGGAGCGCUACAAUCCUCAGGAAAACAGAUGGCACACCAUAGCCCCUAUGGGGACCCGGAGGAAACACCUAGGCUGUGCAGUGUAUCAGGACAUGAUCUAUGCCGUAGGAGGUAGAGAUGACACUACAGAGCUUAGCAGUGCUGAGAGAUACAACCCCAGAACUAACCAGUGGUCUCCUGUGGUGGCUAUGACAUCACGCCGUAGUGGAGUUGGCCUGGCAGUGGUGAAUGGACAGCUCAUGGCUGUGGGAGGUUUUGAUGGCACAACAUAUUUGAAGACCAUUGAAGUUUUUGAUCCUGAUGCCAAUACAUGGAGGUUAUAUGGCGGGAUGAAUUACCGUCGGCUAGGGGGUGGCGUAGGAGUUAUUAAAAUGACACAUUGUGAAUCCCAUAUAUGGUGAACAUCUGGAAGACAGUCAUGUACAUGCUCUUCUGUAUUCUGGAGAGCUUUGACUUUGGAGCUUUGUACAGCUCGAGAAAACAUUAGAACAAAUUUUAUUCUUUGCUGGUGCCUCAACAUAUGGAAAUACAAAUACAGUGAAAGUUCUCACCUGCAAGAUGCCACCUUUGCACAAUAAUUUUCAAUUCUGUGCAGAAGAAUAUUUAUUUUUGGUUUUAAUUUAUCAUGGUUUUUUUGUUGGGGUUUUUGUUUUGUUUUGUUUUGUUUUGUGAGAUUUAGCCUUCCUCCCACCAAAAAAGAAAAAAAAAGGAAAGAAAAGGAAAAAAAAGACAAAAAUUCCAAGCAGCAAAACUUUAUUUUUAAGAUAUUAAGUUUGAAAAUACUAAUAAGGGGAGAAGGGCUAUAUAUGAUCUAGUUGUUAUUUCUAGGCACUCCAUCCACAAGACUCCGCCACUUACAAGGGCUACCAGUGACAAAGAAAGGUAUGCAAAGUGAAUUAGUUAGGCAUCAUUCUUGCACUAAGCACAGGAAGACUUGAAAAUCUAAAAA